Messenger RNA from Bradysia coprophila, 1906 nucleotides. RefSeq lists its product as uncharacterized. Lineage: Eukaryota; Metazoa; Arthropoda; Insecta; Diptera; Sciaridae. The record is from RefSeq and is a predicted model, not a curated record. Gene Ontology annotation, molecular function: protein binding.
UAUAAUUGCCUCGCUUGACUUGACCAUUGGCAAUCUAUUGUUGAAUUCGUUGAAUAAGAAAGACAUUUUUCAUCUUCGUUUACAUCACACUGUCGUUUAUAACUAAUUUAAAGGAAAAAAAAUCAGAAGGAAGUCUUCUAGAAUUGUGAUUUUAUUGUAGCCGAUAUCCGUUUGUGUUUAGUUUUUUUUACGAUGGAACGAAACAUUGCUGAAACCGUUCACAAUGUUGACGAUACUUUUUACGGCAAAUACAUGAAAAAUCGACGAAAAAUUCAAAAGCUCGCCAUCGCCGAUCCGAAGAGCUAUGCUUCGGUAGUGGUCAAAGCUGUGGAUCACUUUGUUACGGCUUCAGUCAUGAUGCAAGACCACUCGGAUGAGGUACUAAAAUCCGUUUGCGUUGAAACAAUUUUGAGAGAGUAUGCCGAUGGUUUGCGAGCAAGUGAAAUUUUUGCAGUUUGGCUGCCAGAUGUUCGACAAAAAGUUCAGUCAAUAGCUGGUGAUGUCAUUAAACGUGAAACAAAAAGAUCAUCCGCAGUCGACCGAAAUGCACGGAUAUGUUAUGGCAUUUUGAUGAUCGAAAAAUGUGACAUGGAUUCCAUCAGAGAAGCAAUCAAAUUCCAUGACAUGUCCAGAAAGAAAUAUCCGACCGAAAUAUUUUUCUGGAGAACCUAUUGCUAUCUGUUUACGUUUACGAAGGAUUGGGAAGGUGGUUUGAAGGCCUGUGAUGAGGCAUGUCAACUUUUUCCGACUGAUGAAAGCAUUCUGAAUGCACGAGCUUCGACGCUGAGAAUGAUGACAGAUGUUGGUAACGUCGAUUACAUAAAUUGGAGCAAGCAAAAGAAGCAGGCCGAAGAUGUGAAACAGGCGUUCAAAGAUUAUCUGAAAAUUGCGCCCAAAGAUCACAGACAUUUCGCCGAGAACAAUUACUUGGUGGCAUAUUUGGCAUUCAAGUAUGCAGCUCCAUCGUCAGAGAUGAUGAUUGACGAUAUACGUGAAAUUAACCAUUACUAUCAAAAUGGUCUAAAAGCGGAAAACGACAUCAUUCCAUGUUUUUUGCCAUACACUUCAGAGGCGAAAAAAUUUGUGGCCGCACAUGUGAAUAUCCAACCGGCGAUGAAUGUAUUUGUCGAUAGUAGAGACUCCCGCAUCGCACAUGUAACAUUCGGACCACCGAAGACAGGUUUCCUUCACAUCGAUGAAACGACUUACAUAAACAUGCGAAUGCCGACGAAACGGAGAAUCGAUGCGUGUGUUGAACAUCGUCGUCGCUUGAAAGACAUGUUAUCAGAUCCAGCCGUCGCGUCUCUAGCCCAACUCCUUCCUGACAUUAACACGAGUCCGAUGCCAUCACCAUUGAACUAUGACGAUUAUGAAGAACUCAUUUUGCAUCAAAUGACUAUGACAAAGGUGUCACGUGCACAUACAUCGAAAAUGAUUCAGUUGACUAUGGUGGAAGACCUCAUCUACAGUUCAAGUUGCUUUGAGACAGUUGUCGCUGACACAACCGGAGACAUCAUCAAAUUACUGGUUAAUUUGGGUACCGAACGUCCAGAGAAUCAUCGUCUGAAGGAAUUGAUGCAGAGGCUUCAAUUUGGAACGGUGUGGAAGCUAUUGAAUCCGGAUUUUCAUAUGGAGAAUGGAGACGAAAGUACAAUGUUUAUCAGAGCGACCCCUGAAUUCCUGAUUCCAGUCAGUGAUGGACCCAAGUGUCGAACGUGUUUCAAACCACUGAGCCCUGGCCAAAAGUGUGCCAAGUGCAAAUUGGCAAUUUAUUGUGGAAAAGAUUGUCAGCGCUUAGAUUGGCAGUGCUUAAAACACAAAUUGAUUUGUGGCGAAGCAUACGCUAACUUAUACAAGUAGAUUGUAUGUUCCGAUGUUGAAUAAAUAUUCUGUCCGUUGAAUUUUA